UUCAGUUAAUAAAUUUUUUGCAUAUAUCGUUGUCUAUUCAGUUAAGUAUUGCAAAUUUAAUAAGAAUCAGCUUUUUGUGAAAGGACUUUUCAUACCUGUAUUGUGAAUCAUAUCCUCUUUUCAAGCCUUGUGAAAUCACUAAAGGCAGAGAUGCAGACAAUAUUUGAUUCUAAAAUUUGGAUUGACGUCCACAUAAACUACUGUACUAUCCGUUUUAUAAAUCAGGAACACAGAUUUCUGCAGAAUCAGAAAUUACUGAGACCAUAAUAUUUUCCAUGCACUACUUCUAAUCUGAUACAUCAAAAGUCUCAUACACACACGACACCUUCGAAUUUGCUACUGAACUGAAAGUAAAAAGAACUUGAUGGGGAGCGAGGUGAAGCACAUAGCAUAUGGACCGUGGGGAGGUCAAAGUGGGUAUAAAUGGGAUGAUGGAAUCUAUUCCGGUGUAAGGCAAGUAGUGAUCUCUACCAGUUCAGUUGGAAUCCAUUCCGUCCAGUUUGAGUAUGAUAAGAAUGGUCGCGCAAUUUGGUCUGACAAGCAUGGUGGCAACAAUGGUACUAGGACUGAUCAGAUCAAGCUUGACUACCCUACUCAAUAUCUAGUCUCAAUUAGCGGAUUUUGUGGCUCUAUUACGAAAGGUGGUCCAGUGAUUGUCCGCUCACUUUUCUUGCAAACCAACAGGAAAAAAUAUGGACCUUUUGGUAUUGAGCAAGGAGCUCCUUUCUCACUGCCUGUUAAUGAUGAGAUGUUAGUGGGUUUUCAUGGAUGGAGCAGUGAAUACCUUGAUUCAAUCGGGGUUUACGUAAAAUCUCAACCGCAAACAAAUCUUUUGGAGACACAUAGGAUGCUCCCUACUACUCAUGUUAGAGUUCCUGGGAUUAACAAGAAAGUCCUGUCACUUGGACCGUGGGGUGGUGAUGGUGGAACAAACUUCGAUGAUGGAAUUUAUACAGGGGUUCGAGAAGUACAUAUAACGCGAUCAGGAGGGCUGGUAUCCGUUAGAGUUUGUUAUGAUCAAAAUGGGAAGGUGGUUUGGGGGAAUAAGCAUGGUGGAUCUGGAGGACUCAAGCUUGACAAGAUUGUUUUCGACUAUCCCUACGAAAUCCUGACUCAUAUAACAGGAUUCUAUGGAUCCACAAUCCUGCGAGGACCUACAGUUGUCAAAUCACUUACUUUCCACACCAACAAAAGGAGUUACGGACCAUUUGGAGAUCCACAAGGGUUUUCGUUCUCCACAGGUUCGUUAGGUGCAAUUGUUGGCUUUCAUGGAAGAAAUGGAUAUUUUGUGCAUAGCCUUGGAGUCCAUGUUCUCGAAAGCAAACCAGUCUAUCCUCAGUCUUAUCCUGAUUAUGACAUGCCCAACCAUGUUCUUGAAAGAAAACCAUAUGCUGAUCAUUAUGACAUGGCUAAACAUGUUCUUGAAAGAAAACCUGUCCUUCCUCAGCCUUAUGCUGAUCAUUAUGACAUGCCUAAACAUGUUCCUGAUAGAAAACCAGUCCUUCCUCAGCCUUAUGCUGAUCAUUAUGACAUGCCUAAACAUGUUUUUGAAAGAAAACCAGCCAUCCAUCCGCCUUAUCCUGAUCAUUAUGAUAUGCCUGGCGUAAAGCCUUCUGAGGUAGUAUGGGGAAUGCCAAGACAACCAGCUCUCUAUGAUUCAGGUCAAUCAGGGCCAUGGGGAGGUGAAGGAGGUAAGUCAUGGGAUGAUGGAGUAUAUACUGGGGUCAAGAAAAUUAUUCUAACAAGAGGAGAUGCUAUUUGCUCAAUACAGAUUCAGUAUGAUGAACACGGCCACUCUGUUUGGUCUGCUCCACACGGAAUAGCCAACGACGCUUGCACCUACCAUAUAAAAUUUGAUUACCCAUACGAAGUACUUACAAGCAUCAGUGGAAGCUAUGAUAUUCUAGUCGGAGAUAUGUACAGAAGGGUAAUAAGAUCUCUCACCUUCCAUACGAACAAAGCUAAAUAUGGACCCUACGGGAAACCCAUAGGCACACACUUUUCUUCAAGUAAUAAAGAAGGUAAAAUAGUCGGCUUCCAUGGAAGGAGUGGCACUUUCUUGGAUGCUAUUGGAGUCCAUAUGCAGCACUGGGUGAGCGACGAACUGUCACAUCAACCAUAUUCUCCUGAGAGAGGAGGCUUCACAAAAAUCCUGAACAAAAUGUACAAAUGAUGUGUGUAUAAUUAUGCAUGGGAUCUUUGUACAUAUUGCAGUAUGGAAACUGCUAGCUUGUAUAAUAGGUUUCAGAUGAUGUUUGCUGUUUUUAAUCAACUUUGUAUUAUGCAUGUUUAUGUGUAUUGAUCAUCUGAUUUGCAUGUGUUCUUGUAAAGAGUCACCUGUAUAAUAAAACUCAUAUGAUCAUGGUUUUGCAAAGGCUAUUAGUGCAAUUAAUUCACAUGGAA
This is a messenger RNA of Chenopodium quinoa (quinoa), 2403 nucleotides long. RefSeq names its product jacalin-related lectin 3-like. NCBI's taxonomy places the organism in Eukaryota, Viridiplantae, Streptophyta, Magnoliopsida, Caryophyllales, Amaranthaceae. The transcript has 7 exons. The coding region runs from base 365 to 2173 and encodes 602 amino acids. The record is from RefSeq and is a predicted model, not a curated record. Gene Ontology annotation, molecular function: carbohydrate binding.